Messenger RNA from Hymenoscyphus albidus, 1867 nucleotides. The record is from the annotation of a GenBank genome assembly. NCBI's taxonomy places the organism in Eukaryota, Fungi, Ascomycota, Leotiomycetes, Helotiales, Helotiaceae.
CGAGGCCCUGUGCAGGUGUUUGUGUCGACCGUGUUCAUACCAGGCUCGCCAGGCUAGGCCCGCGUGAAGCGAUCAGCUCAAGACCACGACAAUUUAUAAUAUUCCACACCAAACGCUCGUUGGUUUCUUCCUACACCAAAUUUGUCUACUUCGCAACUCCUUUCCUUUCGUCCAGAUCAUGUACCAGUAUCAUUAGAGUCUUCCUACACGUCAAUUGACUUUCCGAAACGUUCAAGCGCUCGGCGCAGCUCUUCCCAACUGAUGUCGAUGUCGAUAUACAAAUCUUAUUCACCUUAAACAUCGCUUUGCCUACUCUUCAGCUGCUACACUUACAGUUUUUUAACCGUCCUUUCUAAUCUCCCACUGUAGAGAACUAAUACGUCUUCCAAUUUGGUAUUGGAGAAUUGAGAGAUGGACUUCAGCAUGGCCGAUUUCGUGGAAUUGGCCCAUGGGUUCCUGGUGAACUUGCAGGAGACAGCGCGGAAGACACCACCCCACAUUCUCUUCUUAGCCCUUCUCUCUGCUAUUGUCUCUUCCUUAAUUUUGGUAAGCCCGUCCGGCCAGCUUCUGCGUCCAGUAUUGUAACUUACUUUCUCUAGCUAUACGCUCUCAUCUACCUUCUUGCGCCGACACCCAGAGCCCCGCAUCCCUCGGAGAAAACAUACAUUACCACCACACCCGCCGGUCCCGUCUGCUCACAAGCCCUCCCGUGUUGGCACGAUGGCUGGCUAGCGCAUCGACGUGAUGCUGCCGCUGGAAAGGGCGAUGCGAAACAUACGGGCAGUAUCGAGGGCCCGGAGAUAAUGAUGAGUGUAGUGGUGCCAGCCUACAAUGAGGAGGAAAGGAUGGAAAUCAUGUUGGAAGAAGCAGUGGAAUUCCUCGACGCGGAAUACGGGAGAUCUCCACUCGAAGAUACCCAGCAAAAGGGCGAGAAAGAAAUUAAUCGGGGGAUUGGAGGCUACGAAAUCUUGAUUGUGAAUGAUGGGAGUAAGGACAAGACGAUCGAUGUUGCGAUGGCAUUCUCGAGGAAGCAUAAACUUCAUGAUGUUCUGAGGGUUUGCACUUUACAGCAGAAUCGAGGAAAGGGGGGUGCGGUCACACAUGGGUUUCGACAUGUACGUGGCGCCUACACUGUUUUCGCAGACGCGGAUGGCGCGAGCAAGUUUGGGGACUUGAGGAAGCUUGUCAAAGGAUGCCAGAAAGUGGAAGAUAAGCAAGGAAGGGGCAUCGCCGUUGGAAGUCGAGCGCACAUGGUAGGAACCGAAGCGGUCGUUAAAGUACUCCUCCCUCCUCCUCUCCUUUCUCUAUUCCCACAUAUCACUAACUCAAACCCUCCACCCCCCCAGAGAUCAGCCUUGAGAAACGCCCUAAUGCACUCCUUCCAUCUCCUCCUUCGUCUCCUCACACCUCCUGCCACCUCCCGCAUUCGCGACACCCAAUGCGGAUUCAAACUCUUCUCCCGCGCAGCACUACCCCAUAUCGUUCCCUACAUGCAUGCCGAAGGCUGGAUCUUUGAUGUGGAAAUGCUGAUGCUGGCGGAGAGUGCGCCGGAUGGGAUCAAUGUUGCGGAGGUACAAAUCGGGUGGCAGGAGGUUGGGGGGAGUAAGUUAAAUGUUGUGUGGGAUAGUCUGGCGAUGGCGUGGGGGUUAGCGAUUUUAAGGGCGAGUUGGAUCGUAGGUGUUUAUCGACGGAGAUGAGAAUCUUGUAGCUUGUGGGGGAGCCUGAGAAUGGGAAAAGUCCUGUCCUAGGGUUGGAUUCGUAUGGGAAUCCUUGAGGGCUGGGAGGUGUCUGGUUUAGGUUGGUGUAGUGUAGUUUGUACAUGUAUAUAUAUGUAUAUAAGCGGAUCCAAUGCAUCUAGAAUCUUGCG